UGCGGAGCCUCAAGGGAUGCCGGGAUAAAAACUUACAGGUGGCGCGUGAACAACUUUCGCGAGGACCUGGAGGGGGCUUAGAGGAGCGAAACAGGGAGUCCAACCGCAAGCAUGACCGACGCCGAGGCGCAGAGCCCCCCACCAACGAUACCGGCGGAGGAGAAGCAACCCGAGAGGAAAAUUAUCGCCACAGCUGUUCAAGGGACAGUGAAAUGGUUUAAUGUGCGGAAUGGUUAUGGCUUCAUAAACAGGAAUGACACCAAAGAAGAUGUAUUUGUUCAUCAGACGGCUAUCAAGAAGAACAAUCCCAGGAAGUUCCUCCGUAGCGUUGGAGAUGGAGAAGUUGUGGAAUUUGACGUGAUGGAGGCAGCCAAGGGCUCGGAAGCAGCCAAUGUGACGGGUCCGGGUGGCGUUCCAGUAAAAGGUAGUCGCUACGCCCCGAACAAACGGCGCUUUCGAAGACGGUUCUUCCCCCGGGGACCUCGGCCCGGUGAUCAGAACAAGCCGGCUGAUGGAGAAGAUGCUGACGGGCAUCCUGUUGCCGACGGAGACGGGUCAGAGGAGGCUGGCUCUCUGAAGCCUCAGCAGCAACGCCGGCGCAGACGCGAAGACCACCUCUUAGUGAGCAGAACGGUCAAGUUGGAGAGCAGAGAGAGGGAGUUGAAGAAGGUGAUCAAACUCAACCACCUCAGAGGCGGAGAUUCUGGCGUCCAUACCGCAGACCAUUCCGCCCUCGCCAGCCUCCUAAUCAACCUGCAGAGGACCUGAAGGCGCCUGCUCCAGAGGACCAAAGACCAGCAGCAGCAGCAGCAGCAGCAGCAGGAGGAUGAGGUGAAGCCGAUGGAGACUCCUGAAGGCCCCCAGACCAACGGGGAGGCGACAGACGAUCAAGGCCAGAAACGGCGCCGACCAUCUAGACGACGCAGGCAAAGGAAUUCUGAGUCUUCAACCUCAAAAAAUGAUACAGAGAAGUCUGCGUCAGAGCCCGGAACCCACCUCCAACCUUAAAACAGACAGAGCAGACGCCUUCGUCCACAUCCCCAUCUCCAGAAACCCCCCCUGAAGCCCCGCAGCCUCCUGAGCCAGCGGCCCCAACAGUCUCACGCCAGCAGAGUGACGUCCAGUCACAUGACCCCGGGCAAGAGGUCCUUGGGUUGGAGGACUGAACCAUUUCAGAGCAGUUUGCACUCUUCUCCCCUCCUGCACUCCCCAUCCUCCAACCCACCUCCCUGGUUUUUCUCCCCCUCUUGCCUCGUGUCUCGUAUGUUUUUAUACAGAUAUGCCAGGGUGGGGAAGGAAGCAGGCAGUGCUGGUGGGUGCAUGUUUAGAAGUUUAAAUGCAUCUUCAAAAAGAAACGGGGUCCUAAAAAGUAAUUCCGAGCCCUGUUGAAAGAUCUUUUCUUUAAUUUAACGGAUGUGGUGCAUAAAGUAGUUUAAAUCAACCUGCCUAGCAUUUUAUUUCGCUGUUUUAAUUUAAAAAAAUAAAAAGAGAAACCAGCAGGUGUGCAUUUGAUGCAUAAUGGGAGUCAGUUUAGUUCUGUUACCUCCUGAAAUUGUUGAAAUGGUCUGUUCUCAUCUCUGGGUAGAUGACAGCUUUAUUUCCCAUCUUUUGCGUGUUUUUCUUUGAGGGGGAUUAUGUGCAAUGUCGGUACAUAAAUGCUAAUUAAUAAAUCAUGUUUGCAAGUCUCA
Messenger RNA from Oryzias melastigma (Indian medaka), 1688 nucleotides. Its product is annotated as Y-box-binding protein 2-B. Gene Ontology annotation, biological process: regulation of gene expression. The record is from RefSeq and is a predicted model, not a curated record. Gene Ontology annotation, molecular function: nucleic acid binding. Gene Ontology annotation, cellular component: nucleus. Lineage: Eukaryota; Metazoa; Chordata; Actinopteri; Beloniformes; Adrianichthyidae.